AUGCUGUUCGUAGCAGCAGCACAGAGAGAGAGAGAGGUGAUAGAGGGAGACAUGCAACAGAAACAGGAUUCUCAAGGAGGCAAACCCUCCAGCAUCUUGGGAAAGGUAGGGAGGAUAGCCAGUGGCCUGUGUGUGUGUGUGUUACUGUCAAGUGCCAGUGUGGAUGCUUUUUCUGUGCUAUGCUGUUGUGCAUUUGUGUCUACGUGCUUUUAAAAAGAAUUGUUCAUCACCAUGAUUACAGUAUUUGAGAUCCGGCAUCAUCCGCCUCUCUGCAUUUAUAUGUCUUUGUGUGUGUGUGUGUGCCUGUCAUCUGUCUUUGUGGCCAUGUGUGUUUCAGAUUGACUGUUUAAUAGUCACAUGUACAGGAUUGCAGGUGUGAUUGCAGGGUACAGUGAAAUAAAACAAUGAAAAUGGUCAUAAAAAACUAUAGAAAUAGCACUAUAUACAUGAUAACUGUAGCAGUGAUGAAUAAAUACAUGUCCAUUGAGGCAGAGGGGGUGGGGGAUGACCAUUGGGGGAGCAGCAGGCAGACUAAAUGACCAUUGGGGGAGCAGCAGGCAGACUAAAUGACCAUUGGGGGAGCAGCAGGCAGACUAAAUGACCAUUGGGGGAGCAGCAGGCAGACUAAAUGACCAUUGGGGGAGCAGCAGGCAGACUAAAUGACCAUUGGGGGAGCAGCAGGCAGACUAAAUGACCAUUGAGGAGGUGUGGGGACCAAGUUAAAUAAAAUAAUACAUAUUAACAACUGCAACAGUGAUGAAUAUCAUUGGGGUGGGGGCAGAGCAAAAGUCAGUUGAGGAGGUGGGGUGAAAAUGUCCAUAGGGGGAGUAGCAGGGGGGAGGGGUUAGUAGGUAGCUGACUAGUGGUAGCUAUUCAGCAGCCUGAUGGAAUGGGGGUAGAAACUAUUGGCCAGUCUGUUAGUUUUAGCCAUGCUGCUCCUGUACUGCCCGCAUCUGAGUGAUGGAAGCGGGGAGAACAGGGCAUGGCUCGGGUGGCUGAGGUCCCUGAUGAUCUUCUUGGCCUUCCUGUGACACCUGGUGUUGUAUGUGUCCUGGAGGGCAGACAGUGUGCACCCAAUGGUGCAUUUGGCUGCAUGUGUCACCCUCUGAAGUGCCGCAGACCGCGGUGGAGCUGCAGUACCAGGCUGUGAUGCAUCCCGACAGUAUGCUUUCGAAUGGUGCUCCUGUAGAAAACUGUGAGGGCCCUCUGGGACAGGCCAAAUUUCUAUAGCAUCCUGAAGUUGAAGAGUCGCUGUUGUGCCUUCUUCACCACGGUGUCCGUGUGGUUUGACCAUUACAGCUUUUCUAAAAUGUGUACACCAAGGAAUUUGAAGUUAUUGACCGUCUCCACGGCGACCCCGUUGAUGAGGAUGGGGGCGUGUCCAGCCUGGUUCAUCCUGAAGUCCACAAUCAGCUCCUUUGUUUUGCUGACGUUGAGGGAGAGGUUGUUUACCAGGCACCACGCCGUCAGAGUGCCUACCUCCUCCCUGUAGGCCAUCUCGUUGUUCUUGGUAAUCAGGCCUACUACUGUCGUGUUCUCAGCAAACUUGAUGAUGGAGUAGGAACUGUGUGAGGCCACGCAGUCGUGGGUAUACAGGGAAUACAGGAGGGGACGCACCCUUGUGGGGCCGCCGUGUUGAGAAUCAGUGUCGAGGAGGUAAUGCUGCCUACCUUCACCACCUGGAGGCGGCCCUUCAGGAAGUCCAGGACCCAGUUGCAUAGGAAGGAGUUCAGACCCAGGUCCGUGAGCGUUGUAAUGAGCUUAUAGGGCACUAUGGUAUUGAAGGCCGAGCUGUAGUCGACGAACAGCAUGCUCACAUACGCAUUCCUUUUGUCCAGAGGGGUAAGGGGAGUGUGCAGUGCAAUUGUGUAUGUAUGUACGUGCGCCUGUGUGUGUUGGUAUUUAUCUGUGUGUGUCGUCCCGUCCCCCCUCCGUGUUUGUCUGUCAGACGUGUGAAUAAUGAUAACGCUGAGUCUCCGUGUGAUUCGCCGUGACAGCUCCUCUGUUUGUGUGUCGACUGUCUGCACACAUCUCCAUCACCACUGGUUGUGUGGGCGCUCGCCUGUGUCCUGUGGCUGUCGUUGCAAUUUGUUGUAUCUGUGUGUACUUGUGCAUACAUCAUGAACAUCUUUCCGUACUGUGUAUAGCCUUUUAAGGCAUUGUUUGUGUUUUCACAAACAGAAUGUGUGGUGUAAACUGUAUUGCCUGCCAGCAUGUGCAUGCAUGUAGCACCAGUCACAAAUAAAAGGACAUGUUGAAGUGUGCGGUGGGUUUCAGCAUUACUUAUCCGUCAUCCUCUUUUUCUCACCCUCUUCUCUUCCUUCCGUCUCUCUCUCUUCAUGCCCCCCCAGGCGCACCCAGCUCUCAAGGCCUUCAUGUGUGGCUCACUGAGCGGCACCUGUUCCACGCUGCUCUUCCAGCCUCUGGACCUGGUCAAGACGCGCCUGCAGACCCUGCAGAACAACAUGAAGCCUGGGUAUGUAGUGGAGCUCGGCGAUACUGAUAAAAAUCCAUAUCGCGAUACAUUUCAAAUUUAAAAAACUAUUAAAUAACGAUCAAUUAUUAUUUGGGGAGGUGCACAGUUACUCUCCAUUAGCACCCUUUAUACACCAUGUCAAAGAAAUUGCCGUAAUAUAUUAUCCUAAGUUAUUUGGUUACCAGGUGAUCCAGCAUAUGGUUUAAAAGAUGAUAUAACGCUGCUACAGAAAGAGACCUGUAUUUUAAACAUUCAUUUAGUUAUGUAUUUAUUUCUUAUAAAGACUGAUUUAAAAUGUAAUAGUAUUUCAAACUAAGUUCAAAUCCAUUAGUCUAUUGGUGUUUGGUAAUUGCAGCAAAUUAUUUGCUCCAAACACAAUCAAAAUGCAGGCCUUUUUUGUUCAGCUUUAUUACAAUACAUACCGAUGGCGAGUUGAAGUCGAUGGCUGAAACACUGCAGCCUCGUCCUUCCAUUUAGGUUGGUGGCUUUCGCGAUGCUUGCCCCACUGUCCGUUGUGAUACAAAUCCUGCUUCUCCUCCGGCUGAUCCCAGGCUGCUAGCGAGUCCCCCAGCCCCUGUGCCCGUAUCUCCCCAGUGUGGUCCUCUGGAAAGUAGGCAGUCUUCAAGCACCUGCUGCGCAGCUUCCAGUGGGCAUCGAUGUAGUGCAGUGUCAAUGACAUGUAGGGCUUCACCGUCCUAUUGGACCACAUGUCAGUUGUUGUGGCGAAAUAGUGCACCUGUUUCGGCUCCAAUGCUAUUUUGGCAUGACAUUUCUCGUACAUUUUGUAUUUCUUGUCCAGAUUGUUUACCAUCUUCUUGAAACCACUCUAUUCAACUGUUGAAUUUGGGGCCAUGUCUUUUGCGAUGUGGUACGUUACGGCAUCUGUCAUUUCAUUCCAUUGGUUAGUGUGUGUUGCAUGUGCAAACAAUUCCGUAUUGGGUUGUUGUCCCUGGGCAUUGCUCUUGUCAUGACAAGGGCUGUUACGGUGACCAUAUUACCGCCACACCGGCAGUCUCGAGUCAUGACCGCAGUCAAAAUCCACAUGACCAUUGAGUCACGGUAACUAGCCUCCAAAACGGCGCUCUGAUGCCGCUGAUGGUCAUUAGUAGCCUACCAAACUUGCUAACCGCGGCCGGCUUCAUUGUCCCUUUAAAUCACUCUGUUCUUCUGAAAUAGGCUACAUUGUCUUCAGAUCACAAUGUUUCUAUAGACCUGCCUAAAAUAAAUAAUGGAUUUAUUGUAAUGCUGUAAGCUAUAUUAAAUUGAUUUAUUAGACUUAAAAAAUAUAUAGAUGUUCAAAAGAUCUGCAUCAGUGGCUUGUAGGCUAUGAGUGGAAGCCUGAGAUGCUAAACAUGUUUAUGUUAAUUAACGGUCAGUUACCGUUAGACAGGCAGUUAUUUGCAUGACAAUCACCUGCUGACCAAAUUUCAUGACAGCCACAGCCCUAGUCAUGACGCUUGUUGGCCUCUGCUAAUUUUUCUUCGCCAUGCGUUCGUCAUGCUGUAUUGCAUGCCUGGGUUUCAAAUGGUGGAAUACAAUAAGUUGUUGGUGUUACCUCGAGUGGUUGUUAUAGUUAUGUGACAGUUCAAGCACAUCACCUCACUCUGCUCAAUGUCACUAGGUUGAAAACCAAAAUAGGCCCCAACAACAGCAUCCUUCUUUGGCAGUAAUUGUUCUUGGAUUUCUGGGACUGCAGUUUCUUUAUCUCUAUUCAUUUUCCCCCUGCUAAUGAAUGAGGCUACUCACAACAUCACUUCAGAGAACUGCCAUCAACGGGUGUGGGAAGCAUGGGAUGAAAACACGUCUCUGAUUGGCUGCUGUAGUCUUUGUUCAAAUGAAAGGGCAUAGAUGAGUGUUGAGCUCUGGGAGUACCAGGCUUUUUUCUAUUCCGUUUUGCUUUCGUAUAUGCCACGCCGCUCCGUAGUCUAUUCUUUAUGCACACAGGAACAUUGUGUAAUUGCCGAUAUUCUCAAAAUUGCUUCGGUAUGAGUUAGAAAUGUCGGUGUCGGUAAUUUUCGGUUUAUCAUCCCAGCUCUAGCCUGUAGGACUCACGUACACAGAAAGAGCCAGAGACACGCGCGCGCAUGUAUACUUGCAUACACACCGAUACAAACACAGAGAGACCCAAUUCAGUGUAGAAUCCCUCUUCAGUAGCUGUCAGACAGUGUGAAUCCCCUCAUUUGACCCAUAUAUGCUAAUUAGACACACUUCCAUGCUAACAACUCCUCACUAGAAUUUACCCCCAAAGACACGUGUUGGGCACAUAUCUACAGGUGUGCACACCUGGUAGGAAUCUGUCUUUGUAGACUUUUGCUUGUUUUUAAGUAUUCGCUCUCUUAGCUUAAUGAAUGUUGUGUGUGUGUUUAACCAUGUAUUUAUCUCCUGUCUCUCAGAGCUCCUAAGGUGGGGAUGAUGACCGUGCUUAUCCAGGUCAUUCGCACAGAGAGCUUCCUGGGCCUGUGGAAGGGAGUGUCACCGGUGAGUGUCUACUCUAAGCAGUCUGGCUACCCUGUUCGUCUUGUGGUUGUACUUACCCUAUUUUAACACAGUCUGUCUACGAAGUCUGGCUUAGUGUAUCACUUUGGUUCUUAGUGAAUAUUUUUCUAAGAACCAGACAUUCUUAGUAGAUCACAUCACUCUCCAAAAACGACAGGACUUUGUUUCCAACUGUGUUUUCUUUUGUGUGAACAAUAGCGGUGGUGCAUAAAGAUGGCGGCCCGUGUACUUACCACAAAUGCCUCGUUUGUUCAGGUCGCCGUAUUGUACGUUGCUCUCCUUGACUCUUUUAUUGUGUCGUCAUUAGCACAGUAUACAUGAUCCCAAUUCUAGCUCCAAGACGGUGGCAAUUUGAAAACCAGAAAAAGUAGAUUGUGCUGAUUUAUUGCCAUUGAACCAUGUAGCGCGCCGUAGUUUUAAAAACUCAGUGGAUAGUGCUAAAACAAUGACGUCAUAUCUGAAUUCUUUAUGCACCUUCGCCAUUGUUUAUACAUUAAAGAAGGAAAUGUCAACUUUGUGCUGAAAUGAUGAGUUUUUUCCUUACCGUCGAAAAGGAAUUCGGCUUCAAUCUAAAUCUUGACCUCCGAUCUCUCUCUCUCUGCUCUCCCUCCCCACUCGCUCUCUUUCUUCACUCUCUCUCUCCCCAGUCGUUUGUGCGCUGCAUCCCGGGCGUAGGGAUCUACUUCUCCACCUUCUACUCCCUGAAGCAGCACUACUUCCAGGAGGGCCGGGCCCCUAACGCUGGGGAGGCUGUGCUGCUGGGGGCCGGGGCCAGGGCCGUGGCUGGGGUCUGCAUGCUGCCUGUCACCGUCAUCAAGACACGCUUCGAGGUGAGAGCUUCUUCUCUGUGUUGUGAAUGGGGAUCAACUAAAAGAGAAGAUGGAGAGGGGGAGGAACUGGGAUUAAGGGAUGGUUGAGUGAUAGAGGUUGUUACAGCUAUAUGAGGAUGGAAUAAGACUGAGGGAAUGGUGUGGGAUGGGAGAGGUGGAGGGGAGAGGAGCAAGGAUGGAGGGGUGGUUCAGUGAAGGAAUAGAGGUGAGGGUUGCUAAAGCCUUGUAUGUUUAGGAUAGAUUAGGAGGAAGAUGGGCAUGAAUGGAUGGAAAAAGUGGUGAAAGGAUGUAUGAAUUAAGAGGAGGAAUGGUUCAGAAGGUGUAUGAGAGGAAAGGAAGAAUGAAGUCAGGAAGAAAACAAAGGAGGAAGGGUUGGUGGUUCAGUAAUAGCAUUGAACAAUCACUAGCAGACAAGGCUGGGACAUUUCUGGUGUCUGUGGGCUGGAGAUGGAAGGUAGAAUUAGAGAGAGGAUGAUGGUAGUAUUAGCAGCCUGCUACUGUAGAGAGAGAGGGAGGAGAUAAAGGGAGAAGAGAAGAGAGGGGAGGGAGAGAGAGGAGGUUAUCUGGUGGGAGAGCUGAUUGCCUUGGGAACUAAACGCUUCUAUCUGCAUUUGAAUAAAUGCUGUCAUGUUGGUUUUAUAAGGACUGAGGAUCUAGCUGUGCAUAGCGGAUGUGUCAAGACUACAAAUGUAACUGUGUCGCCUGCAAGCUUCUUCAUCUGUAUGACUAUGAUGUCUCAUCUAUUUAUUAAUGACGCUCCAUUGGGUUUCAGACAGUGUGGUGGAUAUCUAUCUGGUCUACUGUUUAAAUGUUGCUAUUUUUUUUAUUUAACCUUUAUUUAACCAGGUAAGCCAGUUGAGAACAAGUUCUCAUUUACAACUGCGACCUGGCCAAGAUAAAGCAAAGCAGUGCGAUUAAAAACAACAACAACACAGAGUUACAUAUGGAAUAAACAAAACGUACAGUCAAUAACACAAUAGAAAAUCUAUAUACAGUGUAUGCAAAUGUAGUAAGUUAUGGAGGUAAGACAAUAAAUAGGCCAUAGUGCAAAAUAAUUAAAAUGUAGUAUUAACACUGGAGUGAUAGGUGUGCAGAAGAUGAUGUGCAAAUAGAGGAUGGAUAUAGGUCUGUAACAGUUUGGAUCUAGAGUGUCACCCCCUUUGAAGAGGGGGAUGACUGCGGCAGCUUUCCAAUCUCUGGGGAUCUUAGACGAUACGAAAGAGAGGUUGAACAGGCUAGUAAUAGGGGUUGCGACAAUUUCGGCUGGUGGCCGGGGUAGGGGUAGCCAGGUGGAAAGCAUGGCCAGCCGUAGCAAAAUGCUUAUUGACAUCGAUUAUCGUAGAUUCAUCAGUGGUGACAGUGUUUCCUAGCCUCAGUGCAGUGGGUAGCUGGGAGGAGGUGCUCUUAUUACUCAGUGCAGUGUCCCAAAACUUUUUGGAGUUAGUGCUACAUGAUGCACAUUUCUGUUUGAAAAAGCUAGCCUUUGCUUUCCUAACUGAUUGUGUAUAUUGGUUCCUGACUUCCCUGAAAAGUUGCAUAUCGCAGGGGCUGUUCGAUGCUAAUGCAGUACACCACAGGAUGUUUUUGUGCUGGUCAAGGGCAGUCAAGUCUGGGGUGAACCAGGGGCUAUAUCUGUUCUUAGUUCUGAUUUUUUUGAGUGGGGCAUGCUUAUUUAAGAUGGAGAGGAAAGCACUUUUAAAGAACAUCCAGGCAUCCUCUACUGACGGAAUGAGGUCAAUAUCCAUCCAGGAUACCCGGGCCAGGUCAAUUAGAAAGGCCUGCUCGCUGAAGCGUUUUAGGGAGCGUUUGACAGUGAUGAGGGGUGGUCGUUUGACCGCGGACCCAUUACGGACGCAGGCAAUGAGGCAGUGAUCGCUGAGAUCAUGGUUGAAGACCGCAGAGGUGUAUUUAGAGGGUAAAUUAGUCAGGAUGAUAUUUUUUGUAUUUAUUUUUCAUGAUAUCUAUGAGGGUGCCCAUGUUUACGGAUUUAGGGUUGUACCUGGUAGGUUCCUUGAUAAUUUGUGUGAGAUUGAGGGCAUCUAGUUUAGAUUGUAGGACGGCCGGGGUGUUAAGCAUAUCCCAGUUUAGGUCACCAAGCAGUACAAACUCUGAGGAUAGAUGGGGGGCAAGCAAUUCACAUAUGGUGUCCAGGGCACAACUGGGGGCUGAGGGGGGUCUGUAGCAAGCGGCAACAGUGAGAUACUUAUUUCUGGAAAGGUGGAAUUUUAGAAGUAGAAGCUCAAACUGUUUGGGCACAGACCUGGAUAGUAUGAUAGAGCUCUGCAGGCUAUCUCUACAGUAGAUUGCAACUCCGCCCCUUUUGGCAGUUCUAUCUCUACAGUAGAUUGCAACUCCGCCCCUUUUGGCAGUUCUAUCUAGAUGGAAAAUGUUGUAGUUCGGAAUGGAAAUUUCUGAAUUUUUGGUGGCCUUCCUAAGCCAAGAUUCAGACACUGCUAGAACAUCAGGGUUGGCAGAGUGUGCUAACGCUAGUUGUGUAUUGAGUUAGUAUUCAGUCAGUGGAGGCUGCUGAGGGGAGGACUGCUCAUAAUAAUUCCGGCCAUUAUUAUGUGCCGUCCUCCCCUCAGCAGCCUCCACUGUAUUCAGCGUUGGGGUCAAUUCCAUUUCAAUUCAGUCAAUUGAAAUGGAACUGACCCCAACCCUAGAUGUAUUCCAGAGUGUGCGGUAUAACUAGGUGAGCUAGUGUAUAAUGUGGUGUAUUACUGUGUGUGUUUUGCAGAGCGGCCAGUACAACUACGUGAGCGUACUGGGAGCUCUGAAGAGCGUGUGUGAGACGGAGGGACCCAGGGCUCUGUUCUCUGGGCUGACGGCCACACUGCUCCGAGACGCCCCUUUCUCUGGCAUCUACGUCAUGUUCUACAGCCAGGCCAAGAGGUCCCUGCCACAGGGUAAGAGAAACCCAUUCGUCUGCCUUAAGGAUACAGUUGUCUAUGUGAGAGGAGGUGGAGAGCGAGAGACCACAAAAUGUCACACCGACACACUGAAUAGUCAAGUGUGUUAUUUCAGCAAGAUUUCUUUACAUUGGUGUAUGUUAGUGUAAACGGCUAUUAAACGCCAUGUUGGGGUAUUGCUUGCACUGAAUUCUGAGUAAUCCAGAAUAAUGACUUGUGUUUUCUAUUAGUGCCUAUGUAGGUCUCACAUUCUCUGUGUGGUCUCUUCCCUCAGAGGUGAGCUCAUCCCUCUAUGCCCCGUUGGGGAACUUUGGCUGUGGGGUGAUGGCCGGAGUCCUGGCCUCUGUGGUCACCCAGCCAGCUGACGUGGUCAAGACUCACAUCCAGGUCAGCCCCUCCCACUGGACCACCAAGGAAGCCAUUCGAUACAUCUACACGGUGAGGCCUGAAUCUUAAUGAAAAUAUACAGUACAUUAUUCAUUUCCUGUGUGUAAUGUACCGUUCUUGGUCUUCCUAUUUUUCCCAUUCUGAGGGUAUUUAUUCCAUGACAUAUAGCUAUGUAUUUGAAGCACUUGUUAUUGAAUGUACAUGUUCCUCCAAAAGCAACUGAACAUCUCUUCUUGCACACACUAUUCUAUUUACCAACUGAACAGUGAUUAAACGCUCCUCUUCUAUCUCCUUCAGGAGCAUGGUCUGAGGGGUUUCUUCCGUGGGGCUGUGCCUCGCUCUCUGAGGAGGACUCUGAUGGCAGCCAUGGCCUGGACCGUCUACGAACAGCUGAUGGCCCGCAUGGGACUCAAGUCCUGA
Messenger RNA from Coregonus sp. 'balchen', 9518 nucleotides. Lineage: Eukaryota; Metazoa; Chordata; Actinopteri; Salmoniformes; Salmonidae. The record is from the annotation of a GenBank genome assembly.